Besnoitia besnoiti is the source of this 4221-nucleotide messenger RNA. RefSeq lists its product as uncharacterized. Gene Ontology annotation, biological process: mitotic spindle organization; microtubule-based movement. Gene Ontology annotation, molecular function: microtubule motor activity. The record is from RefSeq and is a predicted model, not a curated record. The coding region runs from base 1 to 4221 and encodes 1406 amino acids. Lineage: Eukaryota; Apicomplexa; Conoidasida; Eucoccidiorida; Sarcocystidae. The transcript has 3 exons.
AUGCCGAGUCAUUGUGAAGGUUUGCGCGUCCUCCUUUACGGCUGCUGUCGACUCCCCCAGCGGCUCGUCCCUUCUCCGCUUCUCCUGGGGAAGGGCUUCUCUGCCUCUCGGCCCGCCUCUGCUCUCUGUGCCGUGCGCCGGCUGCGAGCCUGGGCGGUUUGUUCAGCUUUUUUUCGUUCUUGCGGGGCAGGGGGACCUUCCGACUCCCCGCUGCUGGCCCUCUGGUCUCCUCGGAGCCCAGCCCGAGAGGGCGGCUCGAUGCCGCCAGCGAAGAAGCGCCCCUGCCGGCGAUGGCCGUUCGUGCCAGCCGAGCGGUUUCCUUCCUAUCCCCGUCUCGCGCCGCGGCUGCGGGCGCUUAUUCUGCAGCAGCGGCAGCAGCUGCGCGCCCAGCUCGUUCGGUGCCGCGAGCGCCAGUAUGAGGGCGCUGCGCUCUUCAGCAAAGCCGCGAGCGGCGGGCCGCCGCCGCGCGGCGACUGCGUGGCCUCCGCGGCCGAAGGCGGCGAGCGCGACCUGGUUCGCAGCCGCGCGAGCAAUCCUUCGUUGAAAAGAAAGCGACGGUCAGGGGACGCGAAGGACGAGGAGGAGGAAGACAGCAGCCUGGAGCCGCCCCCCGCAGGGAGCGCCGGAGCGCAGACAGAGCUGGCUUUUUCCUUCCCGGCGGAGCUGCAGAGGGAGGCGCAAGAUGGUGGCGACCCCAAAACUGCAGACGGCGAUGAGCCGCCGCGCCGACCAGCGCUGGAGACGCGCGAGCAGGGCAGCACGCCCCCCAGUUCGCCCGCUCAGCGCCUGGCCUCACCGGGGUUCGAACCCUCGCCGUCAGCGGCGCCGGGGGUGGAUGAUCCGCCCUCGCCGCUCUCGCGCAGUCGGAGUGAAGGCUGCUGUCCCUCGAAGCCGAGAGACUGUGAGCAGAUGGCGCAUGGAGGAGAAGCUGCCUCUUCGUCGCUCUGUCUGUUCCCUGUGGACCGGUUUCUGCCUCCGCGUUCCGAACCGGAGAGGGCCGUCCGGCUGGCGCUUCUGCGGCGGCAGCUGCUGCUCAAGCGGCAGCUGCAUGCGCGUCUGGUGAGGACGCUGGGCGAGGUCGAGCGGCGGUACGAGGAUCUCCUCGAAGUUGCAGCUCUGGAGGACCGCGAGCUGGCGCGUGAGAGAGAGGAGGAGGAGUUCAGAGCACACAUCGAGAAGCAGCAAAACGACUUAGAGACCUUGCAUGCAGCCAUGCAGAAGAACCGCGCGGCACAGAGAGCCGACCGGGAGCGGAAGCUGCAGCACGAGCGCCUGAUCCGGCAGAGGUGUCGCGAGAAACGGCGACGCGCGCAGGAAGAAGAAAUCGAGAGCGUGACGAGUGGCGCCCCUCCAGCCAUCCUGAUGAAGGAGCUGAGUGCGCUGUCUGCCUUCGUCGCCGGGGGCAUGCCGGCUGGUGCAGCGGCAGCGGCGCUGCGGGGGGGCCGGCGGCUCCACGCGUCCUCGGGGGCCCCAGGCGGAGCCUACGGAGCUCACGGCCUGCCCGCCUGCGACGUCCAGGGGGGAGGGGUCGCGGAGGCAGAUCUGUUUUCUGUGCAAAUUCACCGCCCAGACGCACAAGGUGCGCUAGCUGCAACUGAGAGACCCGGGAAGUCCCUAGGGGGCAGCGCGCAGCGAGCUGCCGCGUUUUUCAGUGGCUCGGACAGUCUCCAUGGGGAGGCUUCCGAGUCGGCUGACGGCGUCGCGUCUUCGGGAGCUCGAGAGGACGCGUGCGACGCCGCGUACGCCGAACUCCAUUCGUCUCGGCUCGCGGGGCCGCCACUGGGCCGCGCCUCUGGGCUCCACCAGCACGGAGUCGCGACGCGGGUGUCUCCCGCAGGCGGAGCCUCAGCAAGUUCGCCUCACGACGUCGCCCUCUCUGCAGCGGCUGGCGGUCGUGGAGCCCAAAAGGGUGCCCUGGCGACUGCGGGGGUUGGCGUGCUGGGGAGUUCGAGCUUCGCGGGCUCGAGCGCCAGAGGCGGCGGCGCUCUCGGCCGGAAAGGCAUGCGCCACCGCGGCGGGGCGCGCGCCGCAGCGGCGGCCGCUGCGACGGGGAGUCCAACGAGCAACCUGGCGUUGCUUCGCGGCUUCGGCCUCGUGCCCGCCGGGACGCCUGCAGCAAAGGCCGCUGGCGGCUUCAUCGGUUACGGGCAGCCGACGUCUGCCGGCGUGAGGGGCGCGGGUCGCGGGGGGCGCUGCACGACCCGGGGCCUCGGUCGCGGCGGCGGAACGCGGCGCAGCAACAGUCUCUCGGCGCCGCUAGGCGGCAGCCCCGCUCCUGCGGGCAAGGUAGGUCAUCCACCCGGGUCGGGCGUCGGCGCGACGGGGGCUGCGCCCGCUGGCGCUGCGGCGCCCGGCGCGUCGCCGUUCGCCUCCGUUGUGAACAACUCCGCGCUCUCGCCGCUGACGCAGGUCGCGUCUCCUUCGUCGUCGUGGACGGCGGUCGGAGGCUCAGGCGCGGCUGGGAGCGCGUCUGCCGCAUCGCCGCAGCAGAUUCUCCUCCCGGCUGGACUAACCGCCUCGCAUUUGGCGGCGUUCAAUGCCAAUGCAGCGGCACUCCAGCACGGGGCGGCGGGCGGCGGACUCGCCGCAGGGACCGGCCCCGCCUCGGGGGGGGCGGGCACGCGUCACCCUCGGCCCCGGCUGCCCAGCCGCACCGCGGCGGGUCGUUGCCAGGCGGCCCCAGCAGCCGGUCGUCGUCGUGAGGGGACCAGUUCAGCGGCGGCGGCAGCGGCCGCUGCGAUGAGGCCGCUCAUUGCCGCAGCUGCUGCAGGCGGCCUGCAUCGAAACCAUUUCCUUCUCGCGUCGAGUAUAAAUCCUCUUGUCGCCGCGGCUGCAGCGGCUGCAGGGAGCGCCGCACGCGCCGGGCCACGAGCCCCGCCUGGAAGCGCCGUCGCCGCUGGCAGUUCGCCGGCGGCAGGGACAGGGGCGGAGGCAAAGUCUCCUCUGCUGUUUGGGCUUCCAAACGUCGCUGGAAGUAGCAGCACACCAGCAAGUGUGACGUCUCAGGGCUUAGCAUCUUCCUCAGCAGCUCAACAAAGCAGGCCAGCUGCUUCGAGAACAACUCCAUCCGCGCCGACCACGCCGGCUUCAUCACCGGCGACCAUGCCGUCUGCCAGCCCUGCGGCGAGUGCCGCAGCGGCUAGUCUCGUAGCUGCCGUGUCUCAGCAACAAAUCCGACAGCAGCAGGCGGGCGCGCCCAGCUUCGGCGGGGGGGCGAGUGGGACGGGCGGCGGUUCUGGAGCCAACCGGACGCCUUUAGGAGCCGCGGCAGGGCAGCUUUCUGCGGCUCUCGCGGCUGCGGCCUCGACCGCCGGCAGUGCGUCCACCGGAAAACAGCCUCAGCUCGUGACAGCCAUGCUGCAAGCUGUUGCCGAUGCGGUACGGGCCGAGCAGCAGAGACACCAGUUGCUGCAGAAGCAGCAACAGCUUCAGCUCCUCCAGCAGCUGCAGCUGCAACAGCAACUUCUUCAGCAACAGCAGCAGCUACAACAGCAACCGCCGCAGUUGCAGCAGCUCGUGCUUCAGCAUCGGCAACAGCAGCUCCUGCAGCAGCAGCUGCAGCAACAGCAGAAAAUGGUCUCGCAGCAGGUCCCGCUCCAGCAGCAGCUCCAACUGCAACAGCAGCAGCUGCAACUGCAGCUCAGGCAGCAGCAGAUCUUGCAGCAGCUGCAGCAGCAGCAGGUGCAACAGGACCAACAAGCGCAGUCGCAGGAGUCCCAACAGCAGUUGCCGAAACAAGCCAAGCAACAACAGAGCCAAGACCAGUCUCAGCAGCACCUUCAACUUCAUCAGCAACUGCAACAACUGCAAGUCCAACAGCAGCUCCAGCACUCCUUGCCGCAGCUGCUGCAGCAGCGACAGCAGACGGACGAUGCGGCAGACAACGCGACGGGGACGUCGUCGUUGCUCAGCCAGAUCUCGGACGCGCUGCGGAAGGCAGCCGCUACCCAAUCAAGCUCUGGGCUCGCAGGCGCAGGAGCUGGCCUGUCAGCUCCCCAGGCAAAACCUGUGGUGCCGCCAGAUUCAAAGAGGACGCCUGUCCUCAGCGCACUUGCGAGUGUUGCACAAGCUCAGCAUCCGCUGUUGGCCCGUGGUUCCGCAGACAGUGCAUCUUCAAGGACCUCUGCAGGGCUGCCAGCCACCGGAACCAGACUUGGGCUUGGGUCUGACGCCGGCUCUGGUGGUCCUAACCAGCAUCAACAAGGCAACAGUGGAUGCUAA